This is a messenger RNA of Trematomus bernacchii (emerald rockcod), 12586 nucleotides long. Its product is annotated as zinc finger protein 469. The record is from RefSeq and is a predicted model, not a curated record. Lineage: Eukaryota; Metazoa; Chordata; Actinopteri; Perciformes; Nototheniidae. The transcript has a single exon. The annotation marks the transcript as partial.
UUUGCCACUGACAGGACUUGGUCGAGUGGCAAAGGCAGCCCCCAGUCCCCGAGUGGAAAGGGCCGCAGCCGAGAGAAGGGGAAGCGAGCAGGGAAGACGGAGCGUGGCAACCCGCAGCAGCUGUACAGACUGAGCAUUACAAAUCCACGCUCCAACCCCACCAUUGGGAUUGCCUACCCACAACAGAAAGUCACGCCACCCAAGAAGUUGGAGUCGAGUCGGGGCCCAGUCUCGGGCAGCUACAGAUUCCACGUUCCCAGUAUACCAGAGAGGGAGGCCGAACUUCAGCAAGAAGACCUCAACUAUAGCCGCUGCUUCCAGGAGGCCUCGUCUAAUCUUACCUCCCAAAGCUAUACCUCACAGGCACUGGGUUCCUCAGGUGGAGUUUCAUCCCACCCACAUCCACCCCUGUCGCAGCAGCAGCAGCCUUCCUCAAUGGAGAACAACAGCACACAGCCCGGCAGCCAGCUGAUCCUUGCUGACUUUCAGCUGAGUGGAUCUAAUGUAUGGCCGUCUCCUGAAAGGACUUUUAACGGUGCUAACUAUGGGGUGUCAUUACAAAAAUCCACUUCCCUGACAGAUGCUAAUAAGGCAAGUGCCUUCUUGUCUGGGCAGUUUCAAUAUGGAUAUAAUUUUCUGGAAGAAUCAACCUCUGACUCUUUUCCCUGUGAACAGAACCCCCAAACCCAAGACUUUACAGACUCCUCGCUGGGUUCUGUUCAUGUGCCCCACAACUCCUUUUCCUUUACGACUGGAGAAGGGCAAAACAUUGCUCACAAUAGCACUCAGUUUAGUAAUGAACAGCUGUCGGAGGAUAGAAACUCUUAUCCUCAACCCCCGCUGUCUCAGUUUAUUCAGGGGGUUCCUUCCUCUAUCCAGUGUCCGAGGAAUCUGAGCGAGGACUCAGCCAGUAGUGACAGCUCUGGGUCCAGCUCACAGCAGUCAGAGCAGGGGAAAACUGCCCUGCCCGAGAGCACAGACACUAUUGCACUGGAAGACAGUCAGGAUGCAGCCAUCACCUCAGGGAGUAAGAGGAACUGUCAUCCUAAAGACACAGCUGCCAACCAAAGACCACACAUUCAAGGAAGUGUGCACCAUGCAAGAAAUAUUUCAGGUCCAGGCUCCCAAAUGCACUUUCCCAGCAAAACAUUCAACAACAUUCCAGUCAGUAACAUUCACACAGGCUCCAUGCCUUUUGAUAAAAACAUCAAUAAUAAGGUUUUAAAUAGGUUACCACAAUCAUGGGAGGGGCCUAAUAAGACAUAUUCACCAGCUGAACAAAACACAAUUCAGUAUACUGAUAUGAAUGACAAGUUUCAGUUUCAGAACCAGCCAGCACCAGACCAAAGGUCCAAUUCAUCUAAAAAUAGCAGAAUGCCCUGGCAGCAGAUACGGCCAACCCCUGCCAUGCCCAACCAAAACAGAAUUGAGUUAUCUAGACAAAUAAGCAGUCAGAAACUGCCUUACAUUGUUUCCCCUUCUGACUGGCAGGAGGAAAGUAAAUCACAUAAACAUAGCUCACUGAAAAACCCAGCCACUUUUCAAAACAACAGAACCAGUGAUGGGUUUUUAAACCAAAGACAGGAGACUGUAAAACAUAGCAAUAACACAGUCUCUACUUUUAAAGUUGAGAUGAGUCACGCACAAGUAUGUGAAUCCAAAAAUAAGGGGGUGUAUUUUGGACUAAACCAGUCCCUUCCAGCACCGGCAUCGAGAAACUACAGCUAUCCUCCACUACAGGUCCCACCUAUGGGACUAAUGAUGGUGUCACCUUAUGAAUCUCCUUUGCCCUCACCAGUUCAUAAUGCUGCAUCCAAUAGUACCUGCUCCUCCCUCUCCCCAGCGUCCACCAGUCCUGUAAACAUCAGUUCAGAGGACAGUCAAAUGUCAAAGUCAGCCCCCCCUCACCCUUAUUAUCACCAGCCCAUACCCAAAACACAGUUGUCCUCAGAUCACCUGAACUCUAACCCUCAUCAGUUUCAUUCUGAUGCUCGACGAAACCAUCCUUACGCGCCAGACCGAGCCAAAGACGACAUGAUGAGCUACCUGCAAAACAGCACACAUCCGAAGGCUAAUAUGGAUGGAAACAAAGGUUACAUGGACAGUUUUGGGGUGGAGCAUCACCAGCCCCCGCCGCCAUACUCUGCACAUCAGCUGUUAGCGUCCUCAUUAGCCGCAGCAAAUCUUGACCAGUUAGAUGUGCUUCUGACAUGCAAGCAGUGUGAUCAGAAUUUCAACAACCUAACUUCCUUUCUGGGCCAUAAGCAAUAUUGUGCUCAGCAUACGUUUGCACAAAAUGAACUCAAAGACAUAUCAAAGAUGGAAGACAGCAGAAAGUUUCACACAGAACCCGCAAAAGCGGUGUCGUCUGUAUCAAAUGUUUUGAUGUCACGGUGCCCAUCUGACCUUCACCUAUCUUUGUUGGGCCUCAAUAAAAAUGGGGAACUGAUAUCUGACAGUGAAACAAAAGGAGACAGCAAAGAUGAUCCAAUGAAACUCAACCUGUUCUCUGGACCUGGUCACCUCCCUGUCACUCUCCCUGAGCUGGAAAUGGAUGCUAAAUUAGACAGCCUAAUUACAGAAGCUUUGAAUGGACUCGGAUAUCAAUCAGACAAUGCAGAGAUAGACAGUAGUUUCAUCGAUGCAUUUGUUGAUGACGACCUCACCACUGUCAAAGCGACAUCAAAUAAACAAUGCCUGAAAACCAAAGAAUCCCUGGUCUUUGAGAGCAAAAAUAAACAGGCAGCAGAGGAUGACAGGUCUUCCUCACAGGGAAAGUAUUUUUAUGACUCUGAUGUUGAGAAUCUUGAGAUUGAUAAACAGUACACAGAAAGCAAGCUUGAGAAAAUAUCUCUGAAUUUGGAACAAGAUGAGAGAAUUAACAUAAAAAAGGAAGUCUCUCAUAAGAAUUCAAGAAUUGCCUCGAGGGAGAAGACGAGGGAACAAGACAACACAUUGAAAGAGGCGAGAAAACUAUGCAAGAGUGAGGAUGAAAACGCAGGUACACAAAGGUUUCUCUUAUCCAGCAAGUUUUCUGAGCGUUGUGGCGUUAAAAGCUUUCAGGAAAGCUCUGCACUUAGAGGGUCAACACCCUCACAGGCCUCCACAUCUCCAACCUCAAGAACUGCAGUGAAAGAGAGCAAGAGGAAAAACUCUGGAGGGGGCACCUGGAGCAAAGAACUUAUUCACAAAAUAGUUCAACAGAAAAAUAAGCUUCAUAAGCUCCAUGUUAAAGGAACUAAAAACCUCCAGUUUUCCCUCGUGAUGGAGAGACUCACUCCCACUGUGCAGAACCCUGCAUUUGGAGAAUACGACUACGUCUCGGACACAGACGAUGAAUGUGAGCCUGUUAAGAUGGCAAGCCAGGGCCGGCUGAAUCAAAGCAGUCGGUGUAAAUACACAUACACAAAAGAGUGUAAGUGGAGGGCAAGAAGUGAGAGGGACCAGGCAGCGUGGCGACAUGAGUCAAAGGAGUGUUUUGAGGUUAAAAAGAGUGAGGAGGUUUCUCUCUCGCCUGAGAAACAUGCUUCUCACCAGAGACUCAGGAGGAGGGGUAGCAGGUCAUCUACAAGCAGUGAAGUAAGCACAUCUGUGAGUGUUUCAAGCGAUGGUAUCAGCAGCCCCAAAAGCAUUGACCGCACUGACUCCGACUGUGAGAAAAAGACAGACGUCAAAAAGAAUGAAUUCCCAGAGCAGCAAACGUAUGAAAGGUCUUCCCCGCAGAAGUUAUGUAAAGACUCCAGCUCACUAGCACUGACAUUCUCUAAGCCUGUCAAGAAGUACAAUACCGACAAAGCCAUUCUGUCAGACAGCACAGACGAUCCACAUAAUCAGUCCAAUCCAGAAGUUGAUGAACAAGUGUCAUCCUCACAAAGAUCAAAAGACACAAUCAAAAACUUUGAAAAAAGCAGAAGCUCUCAUACGAAAAGAGAGAAGCUAAUGUCUCCUAGAAAGGAAACUGGCAAAACAGUAAAUCCAGACCAAAACGCUCCACAGAGAGAAGACAAUCCGUGCACCAAAGAAGAACCAACACACGUGCUGUCUUUACACUGUAGUAGUACAGAUAGCACACCACUACAGUUUGAUUCACACUCUAACACCAUCAACAAAGAACCUGAUUUCAAUAUUGACACACACACAAAGGGUACAGAAGGCGAGGGGCCCCAAGCCACACAGCCAGAGCUAUCAGACAGUACCACAUUUGAAAAACAGAGUGACAGUGUCUGCAUGGUGAAAGAGGCUAUUCAUUUAGUCAAUGACCUAGACGCACACAAGCCUGCAUCCCUCUGCACCUCUUUGAUGGAUGAGGUGUGCCUGUCUCCAACUAAGCGGCAUGGCCCUUUGAUACAAAAGGAUAUGCUCCACCUCAUGCACUACCCCCUGGAUCAGGACCAGGGGCUCCUGAAAUCCCCACUUUCAUUUGACACCUCAUCAAUGUUCGGGGAUCUUACAGGAUUUGACAGUGGCCUCUACUCAGAUAUGCCGAUUCAGAAAGACGGUUUCCAUUCAAUGGAGAACACAACUGAUAAAAAAGAAGAGUUUGUGUCAUCCUUCUCUCCCUUUCUGGAACAGAGAGACUGGAACCUUAUAGUUAGCCCUGUACUGCCGGAUGAGAUAUCUCAGUACAAAAGCAGCUCUGAGAAACCAAACGAAAAGAAAACAGAUUACAAUCAUGUUUCUUUGUCUCUGCCUGAUAAAAUAAUUGACUACAGUGAAAGUCUCCACAGAUGUGCAUCAGAGGAUGAGUUGGAGAUAAAAAGAAUAGUGAGUGAGCUUGAAAACCAGCUGCAAACAACUAAGUUGGAAAACCCAACCCUACUAGCUCAGGAUGUCACAAAACAGCUGAAAAUGAGCAAGUUUUCACCUUUACGUCUGAGUGACGAGACAGAGAGUGGGGGUCUGGAUAUAAAGUGCUCUGUGCAAACAAUGAAUGUAGCAGUGAGCAGUUUGCCCUCUGAGCCUUUCACUGAACCAUGGUCCAGUCCAUUCCACUUUGACCUAAUGGGUGAGCACCACAGUCCCCACACUCCAAUGCACAAUGAACCAGGGGCCCUUGAGCAUCUCACUGAAAACGUGGAUGAUAGUUUUAUCACCACAGCCUCCCAUAUUGAACACCGACAGCUCCACCAUGACCAGGAGUCAGUGAAGAGGGAUGCUGAAAAAGAGACUCCUACUGAAACAAAGGAAGAGAUUUUAGAACAGAAGAGGUAUACAGAAAACCUCAUGAAAAGCCUGGAGGUGAUUUCCGACUCUAUAUUCAAAAAAGAACCCAUUAUAUCAGAACACAAGGAGCCAAAUGUCACCUCUCUCACAAGUCAACAACGUCAAGAAAUUGAAUGUCAGGCAACUGAUGCAGUUGAGAGAGAAGAUCACAGUGAAAAAGAAGCAAUUACCGGGAAGGAGAAUAUAUUAUCACCUCCAAAUAUCAAUGAGCGGAAGGACGAUAUUGAAUUCAUUCUGAAUGAGUCACUGUCAUCUCUCUCGAACAGCACUGACCCCACUGUCGAUGGAAAACAGCCAAUUUCAUUACAGCCAAGUAAGCCCACAGAAAACAAUGACAGCAAGGCUGGGACUAAAGUCACAUCAGAGGAGGAUAUCACAGAGAAUAGUCAUUUGAUUGAGUCCGCUCCUUGCUCAAGUGUGGUGACACAUGACCCACAUGUGGUUGAAGAGUCUGACAGAGACAGUAAUGCAGCAUACGAUGUGAAUCACUUAUUUGAAAACAGUGGUAACAGUCCAGAACAUUUGACCACAAAUGGAUAUGAGGAAGCAGAGGCAGUGAAGGGGAUCACCGAUCAAUCAUUUAGCCAACCCUCAUCACCAGCUCUACCUGACAUUGGUCUCGACAUUGACGAGCAAAUUAAAACAGCAGGCAAAGAACAUUCCACCGAAAACCAUGAUGACACUGAAGACAUUAGUUCAUUUGUCAUUUCAGGAGUUGAAUGCUCAGACAGUGUACACGAGGAAAUAACCGCCGAACAGGAUCCUUUGAUUGGACUAUCUCCAUGUGAGAACCGCAGCCCUGCUAAGACUUACAGUGCAAGUCCAACAACUGCUCUGUCGAUUGAGAUCGUCACCACAGACGAGCCCUGUAGUCCAAUACUUGUGGAACCCAAUACAGAGAGCACCAGUCAUUGCUCACCCUUCAGAGACACGGCAUCCACAAAGGGACAAAGUCAUCUCUUGAUUAUUUCACAGUCCGAUGCCCUUAUUGAGAGAGCUUCCUGCAACGUUUCGCCAUUCGAAGAGUCAUUAGAACCUGAAACAGGUCUUGGCUUUCAGGAACAAGAUGAUAUUUUAAAUGUUCAGGACAUCAAAGAACACCUUCCUAUUGAUUUCCUGGCAAGUCACCAAAACUCACCAUGCAGAGAAGAGGACGAUGAAAGUGAUUUUCCUCACACUGCCCCACCAACCAGUCCUCUAACUUCAGCCUCUGAUCAAACAACCUUGGAAAACUGGAACGUUGAAGAGGGGUCAUGUCAGUCACAGAGCAAAUCCAGUGAUAUGUCUGUUAAUCAAGGCUCAAUUCAAAAUAUACAGUCCCCCAUGAACACAGAAGAAAACUGCAACGGGAAAGAGGCUUUAAACAGUGACAGAGAACUGCACACAACAGCAGAGAUUGAGUAUUCCUUGAUAAGCCCACAUACUCUGGAUUUGGGGGUAAUUAAGUGUAAAAUCCCCACCUCUGAAAUCAGCAUUCCUUCUCCACUUCCAGUCACCAGCCCAGCAGAACCAGCAGAAGUGUCAGAUUGCCUCGAAAAGAGUGAUUCGAUGUGCGAUUUCAAGCUCAGCCCUCUCAACUACAACAGCAUCUCAGACGAACCUCCGCAACUGAAUCAAUAUGACUACAUUUCACCUGCCAGUGAACACAGUGAGAAUGCAGACAUCAAGCAGAGUCCAAGAGAUGACUGUGGAGCAUGUGACCUGAGCGUAAACCCUGCACUGAUUUUCAACAAAGCUGAAGUAGAGGCGGUGGUAUCACUGAACUCAGACCCUGCAGCUAAAAUCAUUUUAUCAGUUGAACCACUGGUCCUCCAGCAAAGUAUGGAAUCCUCAGCUUUUCCAUUGGGUGAUUCCUCAACUGUUAAUGAAAAGACAGAUUUGCAGGUUCACCAUGAAAUAGUUGGACCUGUUGAGCCUUUGAAUGUUGACCUGCUAAGAAAGGAUGAACCAAAGAUGUUAGGCUCUCAGCAGGCUUCUGCUGAAGAUAGUACACUCAUAAACAACAUUUCAGAUGGUCUGCCCACUUCUAAGCCACUCAUUAUCUGUGAAAAUGAACAAAUGCCCCCUCCACCAGACCCAUCAGAGAAGCAACUCACAAUACAGACUGGCCAGUAUUCAAAAGCACAAGUACACAAAGAAGCAACACCAAAAAAGACACCAAACAGUGCCCAGCAGGGGAAAGAGCUCUGUGAAAUCUGUCUUAUGUGUUUCAGGACUGUGCCUGGGUUAAAGAGACAUAAAGCGAUGAAACAUUUGGUCAGAAGUGAAAAACACAUUGGCCUCCAGAGCACAACAUCAAGCCAUCAGGGGACUAUGCUUAUUUGUGAAGCAUCACAAACCACAGAGAAAGAACAGAAAGAUGAUUCACAGACCUGUUACCCAACAGAAAUAGACGGGCUGCCUGAAACAAGUAGCACUCUCAUGUCUAAAGCAGCAGAGACUGAGUCAGUCCCGGAGGAACUGGCAAAAGAGACAAAUGCAGUGACAGUGGGUGAAGUAGGCCAUCGAAACCCUGUACUACCAUCAAAAGCAAAGAACAACAAAACUAGAAAGAACAAAAUCACUGAUGUAAACAUCAAGACAGACCCUUUCUCUGAUGAGCUUCUGAAUAUAUUAAAAACAGACCUACUUCAAGCUAUAAUCCCUGAAUUCAAAAGCAGUGGAAUACAAGAGAUGCGCAAAUCUCCAGCAGAGCAUAUGAUAAUCAAUGAAAAAACUGUUACUGGAACAGAAACAUCUCCUCAAGCUGUGACUGAACAAUCUGGCUUCAACAGCACACCCCAAUCUCUAACAAAAGAACCAAAUGUACUAAAUGAGACUGUGGAGCAAAAUGAAAUCACUAAUACGGAAGAAAUGAAAUGUACAAGCAUGACAAAUGGUGACAUUCAUACAGAUAAUAAUGUGGAAAGUGCUUUAUCUGUAGACAAUGAGCCAAGAAACACUCCGUGCUGUGCUGUGGAAGAAGUGUGUGAACAGAAAGCUUCAGAAGACAGCCUUGCCCAAGAGAUCCUCAGAAAGGUGGUGGCAUCAGACGAAGCACAUCCUCUCUCCUGUUUGAGUUGUUCCCCUGUCAGUCCUCCCGGCAUCAGUCCUGAUCUGAAGGCACUACUUGACGACGACACCACAUUCUCACAGCUGUUCCCCAGAGAUGACGAGGCAAAAAGGAAAAAGUGCCCGAGGGUGUACAGCAAAAGAAACAAAAGACAAAAGCUAUCGCCUGAUACAAAUGUUACUCAGGAAUCUCCUCCUUUAGAAACUCUCAUGCAAAGUAAAGAUCAGUUCACGGAAAACAAAGCAGAGGAGAUUUUCACUGAGAGUCAAACUAACCGCUGUGAAUAUGAGACAAUAUCUAUUGAUGAUGCCAUCAUGUUGAAUAUGUGCCACAACAGCACGUUAAACACUGGUGUCAAGGAGGUGUCAGACGCUAAACAAAGUGAUCAGCGGGAUGUUCUUGAGGGCGUUAAAGAGGUCUGCAACAGCCCCUUGAAUCCACUCGAGAGCACUGUUGAUGAAUCUUCAAUUGAAUGGAGUGGCUCCAGUGGCUUGGACGCAGGCUCAACGGUGACCUCUGACCCCAGCAGCUGUAAAGCAGAGGAGCCAACUCCACCCAGCCCUUCGCCCCCGCCCUCGGCCCCCCACACCGUAGACCCGUGCGUCACAAAGGGUAUCCAAACCUUCCAAAGCAUUGACAUCCAAAACGUCAACACCACCUUUCAACUUCCUGAGAUUAAGUUCUUCGAUCCAAAAAAAGAUAUCUCAGUGGCUCCUCCGGUUGCAGCCGUCGACGUGGAAAACAGAGAUGAUGAAAAGUCCAAGAAAGUGACGGAGAGGCGGGGCAGGAAACGGAAAGACGGCGGAAUAAAGGUCAAAGAUAAGCAGUACAAGUGCAAAGUGUGCUUCACCUGGUUCCUCACCCUGGGAGAGCUGAACUUUCAUAAACUCUCCCACAACCCCUCCCCCCCUCCAACCUGCUACAUGUGUGUCCAGCGUAAGUUCAGCUCCAGGGAACAGCUGAGAGACCAUCUGAGGGAGAAACACGCCAAGAACAAGACAGGUAUCUGGACCUGUGGAAUGUGCUUGAAGGAGAUUUCGGACGUGUGGAUGUACAAUGAACAUUUACGAGAGCAUGCCACUCAGUUCGCUCGGAGGGGUCAGACUCAAGGCUCCAUGUUAGGCAUUCCAGGCUGCUUCAUGCAGGAGACAGCUGUGAAGAACUUUAUCACCUCCAUCAUGCAGCACCGCCCCAGCAAAGCCAGCAGAGAAUCCAGCAAAGCCACUAAAGAACAGGAAAAAGCUGUCACUGCAGACGGCGCUGUGGGAGAGGGGAAAAGCUCUGAGGGGGCUGAGCCAAAAGUUCACAAAACUAAAAGUAGCAGUGGAGCAGGCGGGAAGCAGAGCACAUUAACCCCGCUCGAGGUCCUCCACAAAACAGAGACACCUAAAAGUGUGGAGAUGCAUCCAAACUGCAAAGACCCCUCAAGAGACUGCCACCACUGCGGAAAGCAAUUCCCCAAGCCAUUCAAACUGCAGAGACAUUUAGUGGUUCACAAUCUGGAGAAGAUCUUCCUGUGUCACAAAUGCCCCGUCUCUUAUCAGGAGGCCCAAGAGCUCAAAGGUCACCUGAAGAGAGAACAUGAGGAGGUGGAUGAGCUGGAUUCCAAGCACACCACCCUCUACACCUGUGAGCUCUGUGCGGAUGUCAUGCAUGUGAUUAAAAAAUCUUUCAUCUGCAGCACCUGCAACUACACCUUUUCAAAGAAGGAGCAGUUUGAUCGUCACAUGGAAAAGCACCUGUCAGGGGGAAACAAAAUCUUCAAAUUCCGAGGUGUUCUCAGACCUGUCAAAGCGUCUGCUCCCAAAGAAGAUGAAUGUGAUUCGCCUGCGAGUAAAAAGAGGAGAAUUCUAUCUGACAGUCUGCAGGAAAACAGCUCAGACAGCGGCAUCGCCAGUGUAAGCUCACUGCACUUAAAUCAAAACUCAGAGUCUUCAAAACCCUCCGUGUCCACAUCAGACGACUCCACACAGACAAUCACAAAUGAAUACCACAGUGACACAAACAACACAAAUGUAAAGACUGAGGACGUUGCUGAGGACUACUCUGAUCUACUUGUAGAGCUGGAGAAAUGUAUUCAUAUGGGCUCAUCAGAGUCUGAUGCAACGAAGAAAGAAGAACUUGACACAGCCACCUCACCUCUUCCUGAUAAAGACACUAAUCGGAAAUCAAUUAGUGAUCCAUGUGACGUGAAAGAAGAGAAUGAGUCGGUCUGCAUUAGAGCAGAAACAACCUCAUGGUCAGCGUCUAAAGAGAGUAGUAGUGCGGGGGAGGACACUGUUAAAGCUGAGGAUAGCUCUGCUGAAGGUGACACAACUGAGACUGAAAAGGAAACAGAUUCACUUCCACUUAGCAAAGACUCUUUUGUCAGCUUAAAAGAAAAUCCAAUUAUUUCAAAGACACUUGAGACGAAGCGUGAAUCAGCUGCUGUUGUGAUGGAUCAACAGAGUGAUGAUGAGCAGUGUUAUCCCUCUCAGAAGGCUUCAAAUAAUGACAGCAAACAGCUAACAUUAUCCCAAGGUGCUGAGCCGGAAGGUAGCAGUCCCAUGAAAGACAAAGUCUCGCCUGCCAAAACAACGGAGAACACUAAAAACAGAACUGGCAGCAUGAAGGCUACAGACAGCACACCCGUCAUCAACUCCAAGGUUGAGGACAAAGACCCGUUGAGACAACAGAAGAAGAGGAAAGACAUGAAAUCCCCCCACAGCCUGCAGAGGGUUUCCUCUCCAGCCACACAGGAGAACUUUGGUGUUGACUCUCGGGCCAAGAAAAAAUUUCGCCCCAGCAAGUGUGCAAAUCAGUCUCUGCAAAGGAAGGCAGAUGGACCCAACGACUACCCUGUGCUGUCCUCAGUGCGGGACGACGUCGUUAGCAAUAAAAUUGUUUCCAAGUGCAAGACUUCUUCAAACUUGGGGUUGCAGUCAAAAAGAAACUUGCUUGACGGCUGUACACAGAAGAAAGCUGAGAUUGUGACGCCUCUUAACGGAGAUUACAAAGCCAAAAAGGGACCUCUGGGGCGGCCUUUGCACCCCCCUAUUUCAAAAGUGUCCUCAGUUCCCAUGAACAAUUCUUUGAAUAAAUCUAGGCCAAAGAUGGGGGUUAGGUCAAUAGAGAGCCAUUCCUACAGGACAGCAGAGUCCCAGAAUCACCUCUUAAGCCAGCUGUUUGGCCAAAAACUCACUAGCUUUAAGAUUCCUUUAAGGAAGGACACAUCAGAAACUAUUAACUGAGAGGGGCGUGAGGGAUCUGUGAAUAAGAGACACAGUUAUAAAUGUUUAAGAUAAUUCAUUACGGUGAAUGAGAUUGCACAGCCUUUUUUCUGUGAAAUGCUAUCUUUAAAUACUUACGUAGUCACUUUAUGUCUUCUUUGUACAUGUGUUUUUGUUACACAAAUGUGAGGACGAACGGCGUAUAUGAAUUUUGGGUCAAAAAUGAAUAUGCUAGUUGGGAAAAUCAUUGAACUCCUUUUCUGCUUUUCCUUUGUUGGCUAUUAUCUGUUUUAGAUAUUAUAUGUCAUUUACCUAAAGGACGGGAACAAUUACUUGAACAUAUGGUCAAAUGUUUUCUCCUAAGAAAUGCAUGUUCAUUUUGCAUUGGCUCUUAUCAGAUUAAGCCUUUCUGCAAAAAGGACCAAAUGACAUGGUAACUUUCCUGGACCUUUGUCUGUGCACCUUUUGUACAUGCUUCCAACAUAUUCAUUUUGUAUUAAUUUUUUACUUUACUGUACUGCAUUGACAUUCAUCAUACUAGCCUUUUGUAUAAACCAUAUGGUGCUGCAUUGUGUUUAAUUGUAAUGUGAAUGCAAAAUGUCCUCAAAAGGGAACAUAAGAUCUGUAGCAGUUACACUUCAUCCAUCCGACUGUCUUUACUGGUUCUCUGUUGUUUUUUAAAGCAUUCAAAUACUUCAUAAGAAGGCAAGAUUAGGAAAGCUUCCAUUGUAUAAUCUCAGGUGCAUACAAGGACAUUACAGUCCCAAGACCUGUAUUCGGAGUUCUUCCCAUGCACUGAUAAUCACACACAAAUCACAAACUCAAUCAACAUGUCUGUAACUCCAACUGUUUAAUUAUGAAUAGUAUUUACUACUACAACAAAGGUGCUUUAUCUUGUUUAUACUGUAUGUAUCUUAUAUUGUAUAAUAUUGUAGGUAGAUUGUUGUUUUUGGUGUCAUGCUUCAUGUCAAAGUUUUAUUUUAAUAAUGUGCAAAAGAAUCCGUGAGAGAUGAAAGGGGAUUGCAGUGCCUCUUCAAGAUGUAAAGUGGUUCACUAAGUGCCUCUUUUAUAGAUGGUUAUUAAAGAUCUGUAUUGGUCUCUA